Molecule: messenger RNA, 963 nt
Organism: Odobenus rosmarus divergens (Pacific walrus)
Lineage: Eukaryota; Metazoa; Chordata; Mammalia; Carnivora; Odobenidae
Exons: 7
Coding region: 1-963 (320 amino acids)
Source: RefSeq, a predicted model, not a curated record
AUGGCUGGGGACAUCCUGUCCCUGAGGAUCAGGAAGCUCCAGAACCUUAUGUUCUCCCUGGGGUUGGAGACCAUCCAUAAAACUUCUAAAGAUACCCCUCAAGCCUGUCUGGUUGUAGGUGAAGGCCAAGCUAUGCAUGGCCAUGAUGGGGAGCUCAGCAAUGGGGGACAACAUCAAUCUCAAUUCCAUCUCAUCCCUUUGAAGACCAGCCACGGAGCCAUGUUGCCGGGCUGUCACCAUGAGAGGACUUUCAAUGGAUUCCAGAACCAGAAGAUUUCGCAUGAGGCUCUUUUGAAUCACUUCAAGCAAAAUAAGGUGGAGAUAGCAAAUGCAAUAACAAAGCCAUUUCCUUUCCUUGAAAGCCUCAGAGACCGCUCCUUUAUCACGGAAAAAAUCUAUAAAGAUUCUCAAGAAGCCCAUAGAAACUUGGUUCCGGUAGAGAAAGUGGUAUAUAAUAUUCUCUGCUACCUUGAGAAGACUUUUGAUAGGUCACUCCUACAAGUCCUGUUCAGCAGGGUUCAUCUGAAGGAGUAUCCCGAUUUAAUUCAUGUUCAUAGACUCUUCGAAAAUGGUUCAGUGUCCACAUCACCUGUGUUAGGUUCCGGGGCUCCCGGAGCUGGGGUGACCUGCACCUACAGUCACUGCCGCCCACCUGCCCCUGGGGAGAUGGCAGCUGUCGCCUCCCAGACACUGUUGUCCAUGGGAGCUGUAGUAAUUGAAGACAAGUAUUUUCCCCAGAAAAGUGAUAGCAAAGAGACACAAAAGACACCCAACACUGGGCCAAGCUGUGAACAAGUGCCCGAUGAAUCCGAAGUUUUAAGUAUGAAGGAGAGGAAGUCAGAGAAGGUGUGUGGCCUGCUGGACAAUGGACAAGCAUCCAGGGAGAGUGACGGGAGCACCAUUAACCUGCAGGCCCCCGGAUUCCAUGAGAAGACCAUCUGGAGCGGGGACAUUCCUGCCUAG